AUGUACAUGCUGGUUAUAUUCCGACCACAUUGUUGCCAAUCGCACAGGUACGACCAGAUCGGCAUCGGCAUGAUCGUUGCCGUACAUUUGGUUCAAAUUCCCGGCACGGACCGUUAUCUCUUUAUGGAACGUCCUUCCGGCUACCACCCGGACAGCAGCCGAAGCAUUGCGGGCUUUUUCGACUUGAACACCCGAAAGUUCACUCACGUGUUUUCUCCUGAUGGGUUAUUUUGCUGCGGCCACACGCUGCUCGACACGGGGGAUGUUGUGAUUGUGGGCGGACAUCAGGCCAAUGCGGGCUAUCCGGACGGAAUGAAAUCCAUUCGUACAUUCAACCGCUCAUGCACCGACCUGCAACUGCGCAAGAUUCGGGAGAUGGGCUGGCGCCGAUGGUACCCCACCCCCACACUCCUUCCGGACGGCAGGGUGCUCAUCAUGGGCGGAACGCAGGGUGUGGGGGCCGGUACGGCAAACAACCCGUUUUGGGAAAUGUACGACCCAGCUACAAAUAGUACGAGGCCAUACGCCAUGCGUUCUAUGUACUUGGACCAGUCAGAGCAGAUCUACUACCCCUUCAAUUAUGUGCUUCCCGAGGGCCUUCUAUUCACGUUUUGCGGCCGCUCCGGCUGGAUUAUGGAUUGGCGGAAUAACAACUGGCUCCAGGACGUGCCCAGGUUGCGGGGGUACGGCAGCACGCAGUUCCCCUUCACCGGUAGCUCUGUAAUGCUGGGCCUGUAUCCCGAGAAUAACUACCAGGUGGAGAUUAUGACCUUUGGCGGACAGCGAGAAGCGGCUGUCAAAGAUUUAUCCUUCAUUGGUAACAGGGGUAGCGGCCGACUGGCUCUGACGUACAACCGUACGAGUGGCAACUACUCGUUCAGGGGUUGGGAGUUGGACCUGCUGAGCAUUGGCCGUGUGAUGCCGGACUCCGUAUUGCUGCCGAACGGCAGGGUCAUUAUUCUGAACGGCGCAUGGACCGGACUGGCGGGCGACUCCGCGAACGGUGGUGAAAGUCGCGCCAACUACCCCCUUCUCUUCGCGGAGGAGUACAACCCGAAUGCGCCGCUGGGCAGCCGCUUCCGGAGGAUGGCUACAACUCUCAUUGCCCGAAUGUACCACUCAACCGCCGGAUUAACCACCAACGGUACCGUUAUCGUGGCCGGCUGCGACCGCUGCUACAAGUACCAGGUGCAGGACGGCUAUGACUUCGAUCCGUCGCCCACAUCAAAGGCCGAGUACCGCGUCGAGAUCUACUCACCGCCGUACUUCUUCAUGGACGAACUAAAGCCCCUGAUCGUCAACACCUCCAGCACCAGCAUGGCGUACCAGGGGCUCUUCACCAUCACGUACACCUUCCCGGCGGGCUGGGGAAACAACGCGCUCACGCGUGUCGUACUCGUGGCGCCCAGCAGUACGACACACUCGUACAACACGCACCAACGGCUGCUGGGUUUGGAAAUUGUGAGCAAUUCAGUUGGAGAUGUCAACGGUGUCGCCAUCGUCCGCGGCCCACCCAACAUCAACAUCGCGCCGCCGGGCAUGUACAUGCUCUUCCUGCUCAACGGCGACGUGUACUCCAGGGCUGUGUGGGUGACACUCAUACGACCGCGACCGGGGGAGCCAGGCUACAUGACCUAA
Molecule: messenger RNA, 1638 nt
Organism: Volvox carteri f. nagariensis
Lineage: Eukaryota; Viridiplantae; Chlorophyta; Chlorophyceae; Chlamydomonadales; Volvocaceae
Exons: 7
Coding region: 1-1638 (545 amino acids)
Source: RefSeq, a predicted model, not a curated record